This is a messenger RNA of Australozyma saopauloensis, 867 nucleotides long. RefSeq lists its product as uncharacterized. NCBI's taxonomy places the organism in Eukaryota, Fungi, Ascomycota, Pichiomycetes, Serinales, Metschnikowiaceae. The record is from RefSeq and is a predicted model, not a curated record. The transcript has a single exon. The coding region runs from base 1 to 867 and encodes 288 amino acids.
AUGCGGUUCCCGAUUCCAGCCUCUCUAACUGUACUCACGCUCCUAACAGGCAUCGUGACAGCAGAAAACAGUCAAUAUAAGGAGCUCCAAGAUGAGAUUUUUGCCACCAAAUCGGAUCUUUACCUUGAUAAAUUUCCUGAGAUAUACAGGCGUAGCCUCAAUACCAGAAGCUCCGCCAGGUCUGUUCGGUCAAACGAAUUGAAAGUGACAAUCACGGAUCCUGUCCCACAAACCAGUAAAACUAAAAUCGUGAUUGAGUCUAUCACGGAUUUUCUUAACCCCAAACUUCAAAAGCGACUCUCCAACAUCUCUAAUUACUUCAUAACUUCCAAUAGAGAGACCCUUAUUUAUUUCGAUAGAGAGUUAAAGGAAUGGAUGUUGCACAAAUUCAAAGAGAAGACAUCGGAUAUCGCACCCAAAGCCGGUGAUAAAAUAGCUCUUGCUAGGUGUUUGAGUACCGCCCACGGGGGAUCUGGCUAUGUGACUUCCCAGUUAGAUGUCAGUGUGUAUGCGGAAAGCACGUUCGCUUCUCCGAUCGAUGUGAUUCUGAUGGAUGCUGAAAACACAGUGAUUGCCUCCCUCAGUUUUGGUUUGAAUUUAGGUGGAGCCGCAGGUUUCACGGGCUCCAUAACAUGCAACGCUGUCGAGGGCCAAUUUGUCCAACCCUUUCUUUAUCCAUAUUUUUUUCAAGUCCCGCCAGGAAGACGGAUUAAAGUUCGUGUAGAUGAUGAUAAAGGUUUAGAAACCCAAGGCGAAUGGCAUGAUACGGCGCUGUUUCUGCGAGUUUUGGCCCGGGGCCUCUUGGAAUGUGCCGUGGGCAGUGACUCUUCCAUUUGCCAGUCAUCAAUUCCAGUUCUACCUGUCUAA